AUGACUGUUUUGUUUUGUCCCCUGCUAAAAUGGUACCUUUUUAUCUGGCAGUUUUGCAUCAAUUUUGAUUGUUUUGCUUGCUUGCUUGCAGCCAAUGUGUUUGGAAAGCCAAAGACUAACACAGACUUCCUAGUAUACAAUGGCGACGGAUUCAAAAUUUUGAUCCCUUCAAAGUGGAACCCGAGCAAAGAGGUCGAGUACCCGGGUCAAAUUCUUAGAUAUGAGGACAACUUUGAUUCAACCAGCAAUUUGGUUGUCACAGUUACUCCAACUGAUAAGAAGUCCAUCACUGACUAUGGUUCCCCUGAGGAGUUCCUUUCUCAGGUGGAUUACUUGCUUGGGAAACAAGCUUUCUUUGGGGAGACUCAAGCUGAGGGUGGUUUCGACGCGAAUGUUGUAGCCACAGCUAACAUCUUAGAGAGUUCAACAGCAGUGAUUGAUGGGAAACAGUACUACUUUCUAUCUGUCUUGACAAGGACUGCUGAUGGAGACGAAGGCGGCAAGCAUCAACUGAUCAGAGCAACCGUUAAAGAUGGAAAACUAUACAUCUGUAAGGCUCAAGCCGGAGACAAGAGGUGGUUCAAGGGAGCUAGAAGAUUCGUUGAGAACGUGGCGAGUUCCUUCAGUGUUGCUUGAUAA
Arachis ipaensis is the source of this 639-nucleotide messenger RNA. RefSeq names its product putative oxygen-evolving enhancer protein 2-2. Gene Ontology annotation, cellular component: photosystem II oxygen evolving complex; extrinsic component of membrane; photosystem II. The record is from RefSeq and is a predicted model, not a curated record. Gene Ontology annotation, biological process: photosynthesis. Gene Ontology annotation, molecular function: calcium ion binding. Lineage: Eukaryota; Viridiplantae; Streptophyta; Magnoliopsida; Fabales; Fabaceae.